AGGUGGAUUGUGGUCAGUGGCUGCCACAGUGGCUGGUGGUCAAAAAAAUUAACUUCAGGCCCUGGGCGCAUGCCUGUAAUGUAAACGCAUAUGCUAUGAGAGCCACCGUGAGCAGAUUGCGAGGGUAGAUCAUUUUUAACGAGGGUGGUUUCACUUUUUUUGCGUUUUUAAGCCCCAAAAACGCAGUCACCGUGUAAACUAAAGGCACAUCCAAUAAAAUAUUUGUACGUCUUCACACUCGAGCGUUCUCGUGUAAACAGGCCCUUAAAGAGAAAGAAAGAGUGAUGUCUCCCUUUAAAGUGGACUUUGAGCUUUGUAAUACUGUAGAUCCUAUUUAUGCUCAAACAGCAUCAUUACACCCAAACUAAAGUUGUAUGUUUCCUGCAGGCAACACAAUGAAAAACUUCUACAAGAAAAUCAACAGAAAGAACCAGAUCUUUUAUUCAGAAACAGUAAAUGGUGCAGUUAUGAAAUGUGCAAAAAAUUGUAAAAUGGCGAAAUAGUACAAAAGUGCAAUGUUAAUCCUAAUGUUAUUAAAGACUUAAACAUUCAAAUCUGAAUGCUGCACAAUAUUCACAUGGUGAUAACAGAAAACCCACUUCCCUUCUCACACACCGCUUAGACACGGAAGUCAGAGAAAACGAAACUUGAGUUGUGUUUGAGCGGUUGAACUUCCCUCACUGUUCGUCUCCACGUGCAGUAAAAUGGCAGAAGCCAGUAUUUCGUGGGCUCAGGAUCAGUUAAUCUGUCCAGUGUGUCUGGAUCUAUUGAAUUGUCCAGUGACCAUUCCCUGUGGACACAGUUACUGUAUGAGAUGUAUUACAAACUACUGGAAUCAGAAGUAUCAGAAGAGAGACUACAGCUGUCCUCAAUGCAGACAGACCUUCACUACAAGACUGACUCUGAGUAAAAACACCAUACUGGCUGAAAUGGUGGAGAAACUGAAGACUAAAGUACAAGCUGAUGUUUCUGCUCAGUGUUCUGCUGGAGAUGUGCCGUGUGACGUCUGUACUGAAAUCAAACACAAAGCUGUCAAGUCCUGUCUGAUGUGUCUGAACUCUUACUGUCAACAUCACCUCCAACAACAUGAGAAUCUCUUCAAAGGAAAGAGACACAACUUGAUAGACGUCACUGGACGACUUCAGGAGAUCAUCUGCUCUCAACAUGGUAGACUGAUGGAGAUUUACUGUCGUACUGAUCAGCGUUGUGUGUGUUAUCUGUGUAUGAUGGAUAAACACAAAAAUCAUGACACUGUAUCAGCUGCAGCAGAGAGAACUGAGAAACAGAGGAUUUUAGGUGAUACAAAGAGAAAAUACCAUCAGAGAAUGAAGCAGAUAGAAAAGGAGCUUAAGGAUCUGAGAGAUGUUAUUAAGUCUCAUAAGCGCUCUGCACAGACAGCAGUGGAGGACAGUAAGAGGAUCUUUACUCAACUGAUCCGCUCCAUUGAGAGAAGACGCUCUGAGGUGAUACAGCUGAUCAGAGAUCAGGAAAAGACUGCAGUGAGUCGAGCUGAAGAACGACUGGAGCGACUGAAGCGGGAGAUUGAUGAUCUGAGGAGGAGAGAUGCUGAGCUGGAGAAACUUUCACACACAGAUGAUCACAUCUAUUUCCUAAAGAGUUUUCCGUCUCUCUCUGUCUCUCUUGGAUGUAUUGACGAACCCAACAUCACUUUCUCUUCUCAACUCUCUUUUGAUGAUGUGAGAAAGUCUAUAUCUAUACUGAAAGAAAAACUUCAGGAUUUCUACAAAGAGAUUGAUAAGAUAUCUUAUAAAGUUACAUCCAUCAAGAUAACACCCACUAAUGAACCAAAAACCAGACAGGAGUUUCUACAAUAUUUCUGUCAGCUGACUCUGGAUACAAACACAGUGAAUAAAAAACUCCAUCUAUCUGAGAGAAACCGAAGAGUUUCACGGACUGAUAGAGUCCAGCAGUAUCCUGAUCAUCCAGACAGAUUUGAUAAUGUGUGUCAGGUGUUGUGUAGAGAGAGUGUGUGUGGACGCUGUUACUGGGAGAUUGAGUUCAGUGCUGGUAUUUUUUCUAGUGUGUGUAUAUCAGUGUCAUAUAAGAGCAUCAGCAGGAAGGGUCAGGUUGGUGAAUGUGGGUUUAUAUAUAAUGAUCAGUGCUGGAGUUUGUACAUCUGUUCAUCCAGGUGUUCAUUCUAUCACAACAACAAACGCACAGAUAUUCCUGUAGAUUUGAGUUCCUGUAUAAUAGGAGUGUAUGUGGAUCACAGUGCAGGAUCUCUGUCCUUCUACAGAGUCUCUGACACAAUGAAGCUCAUACACAGAGUCAACACCACAUUCACUCAACCUCUAUAUCCUGGGUUUGCGGUCUAUGGAGGAUCAACAGUGAAACUCUGUGAUGUUAAAAGAUAGUUUAUAUCUGAAUGUGAAUAUGACUGUUUUUUGUUGUUUAGCCUCUUACACUCUGAGGCUAUUUUGGGGAUUUCCGCCUGAAUUUGGCCUACCCAAUUUCAAAAGCUUCCCAUACCCACAAGCAGAGGUGCACAUACAAAAGUGUGGUAUCAUUUUACAGGAAACCCUUUGAAAUUACAUAAAACACUGUUAAAAGUGCUCAACAUGGUUGCAUGUGUUGUCAGUCCUCUAAUACAGUGGUUUUCAAACUGGGGGCCGCGAGAUGGUGCCAGGGGGGCCCCAGUUUUAUGACAUUUUAUAAAAUACAUUCAUUUAUCAUCAAUUCUGUGUAAUUAAACCUAAAAAAUAAUAAGCCAACUAACCAACAGCACUACUAGGUAUAAUUUUAUAUGUUUUGUUUAAUUAAAAUAUUACAUUUUAAAACUGUUUUUGUCAUAAAUUUUCUUUCGGGGGGCUGCGAAAAAAUGCACUGUACACAAGGAGGGGCCGCACGCUGAAAAAGUUUGGGAACCACUGCUCUAAUAAACACAAAAAUAAAUAGGCGCUUUUUGAUGUUUUUUUUUUUUAAAGUCUGUAUUUAAAAGUGUAUAACUCUGGCCCUGAAUGGUAACGAAACCUGCAGACAGUUUUGUUUGAUUCCAGCAAUUGCCAGCUUACAGAGGAAAAUGAAUUUUUUCUCUAUCAUAAUAAAUGCAAAAGUUAUUUUACUCCAACUGAUGGGAGGAAUAAUACGCUUAUGGUGUACAAUUUCUGCCAAAAAACAUUUGAUGUGCUCCCAUAAGCACAUACAGUGGAAUAAAUGCAAUAUCUUUAUAUCAUUUUGCAGAAAACCCCUUUGAAGUUACAUAAAAAGCUGCUGUUUGUGACAAAUAUUGUUAUUUAUGUUGUUUUUCAUAUGAUAA
Molecule: messenger RNA, 3277 nt
Organism: Misgurnus anguillicaudatus (oriental weatherfish)
Lineage: Eukaryota; Metazoa; Chordata; Actinopteri; Cypriniformes; Cobitidae
Product: E3 ubiquitin/ISG15 ligase TRIM25-like
Molecular function (GO): protein binding; zinc ion binding
Source: RefSeq, a predicted model, not a curated record